This is a messenger RNA of Closterium sp. Naga37s-1, 4996 nucleotides long. The record is from the annotation of a GenBank genome assembly. Lineage: Eukaryota; Viridiplantae; Streptophyta; Zygnematophyceae; Desmidiales; Closteriaceae.
AGGUGAGUGUGCAGCCGUGUGUGGUGUGGGUGGAACCGCUCUCCCUCUCUUUCAUCUCAAGCUUGAUUGGAGAGCUGGGCGACGUGCGCUGUAACGGGGAUGACAAUACAGAGGAUGCAGGGGCGGUGGAAAGAAAGGAGCAAUCCCAGCACCAAGAGUGCCAGCAGCAGCAGCAGCAGCAGCAGCAGCAGCAGCAGCAGAAGGAGCAUCAGCUGCUACAGGAAGGUUAUUCGUGGCAGCAGGAAUCAAAGCGACAAGCAAACAUUGCUUCAGAGAUUCCUCCUGACAGUGUUCCUUCUCCUGACAGCACCCCUUCCUCUGCUUGCAACAGCGGUGUCUCCCUCUCUGUUGGCGUCACCUGCCUUCGCCUCGUCCUCACUGCUGCGUCCCCCCAGACACAGCCGUCUCAGGUGCUACAGAUGCAGCAGUCAAGUGGGCUACAGCCAGGGCUGCUACAGCCAGCAGCUGCGCAGGAGUCGCUUGCAUGUGGCAGUGCUGCGGUGACUGAUAGAGAGAGGGAGGAGGAGCAGCAGCAGGAGAGAAUGGUAGUGGGAGCAGUGAGAGGGAGCGCUGGUGCUGAUCUGGCAGUCAGGGUGGGUGACGUGGCACUGGCGGUGGACCCUGCUGACGUGGCGGUGAUCCACGACGUGCUGAUGUGGAUCCAGAAGGCUGUGGAAGGAGCCUCAAACAGAGCGGUGGAGGUGACAUGCGGUGUGUCAAGUGGUGCUGAUGUGACCCAAAGAGCCAGGCAGGAGCUGUCACGACCAGCGAAAUCACCACCACAGGCGUCAGGUCCCAUCUUUGAGAAGACUACUCUACACACAGUCAAAGAAAAAAGCCUUUCUGAAGCUGAAGAGUCCACAGGAAAGAGGAGAGAGGCGAGAGGGCAGCAGGCACCACCACCAAUGGUGGUGCCAAUGUUUCUCGACCUGCAAGUGGGUCUGGUCCAAGCUGAGCUCUUGUUUGAGCCUCGACUGGCAGUGGAAGCACGAGCAGUGGUUCCUACAGGCACGCUUCAGCAGCAGCAGCAGCAGCAGCAGCAGCAGCAGCAGCAGCAGCAGCAGCAGCAGCAGCAGCAGCAGCAGCAGCAGCAGCAGCAGCAGCAGCAGCAGCAGCAGCAGCAGCAGCAGCAGCAGCAGCAGCAGCAGCAGCGGCGGCAGCAGCAGCGGCAGCAGCGGCAGCAGGACACAGGUGACGCCAUUGGUCGGGGCAGCGGAUCUCCAGGGGGAAACCCGCUGGAGAGGGGAGAGGCGGGGGUGUGCCUGCUGCUGGUGCAGUGGCCAGGAAGGUGCCAGGAAGCUUCAGUCACGGCUGGAAGUUUGUCAGGUGGGGGGAAGAAAAGGGGAGUGGAGAGAGGAAAGGAGAGAGUGAGCCAGGGUGGGGAGGGUGGAGGUGAGGGGGUGAGGGGAAGUGAGGAGGGCAGAGAGAGUGAGGGAUUGGUGCCAGCUGUUGUUGCUGCCUCUGCUGCUUCUACUGCUGCUGGUUCCGCUGCUGCUGGGGAAAACGGGCGCUGUGAGGCGCCUCUUAGAGUAAGGGCUGUGGGUGUUGGUGGGAGUGACAAACUGGUAUCCGCUGUGUCAGGUGCUGUUGGUGGUUGUGAUCGUGGUAGCGAGCAAGGGGAUCUGUGGAUCAACCCGGCGCGGCAGCAGAAGCAGCAGCAGCAGCAGAAGCAGCAGCGGCAGGUGCAGCAGUUUGAGGGCCAGGGAGGGCCCUUGCUGGACAGCAUGCAGGUGCUGGGGCGGCUGGGGCAGCAGGUGCAGCUCGUGUUUCCCCCUGAUGCUCCCCUUGUUCCCCCUGGGGGGGUGACGAGUAGGGUGUAUGGGGGAGGUGGGGGGCAGACAGGGCAAGUAGAGCAGGCAGGGCAGGGAGGGCAGCAGGUGCAGCUCGUGUUUCCCCCUGAUGCUAGCGCUGUUCUCCCUGAGGGGUUGACAGGCAGGGUGUAUCGGGGAGGCGGGGUUGUUGAGGGGGAGGAAGGGCAGGGUGUGGGAGGACAGCAGCUGCAGCGGGUGUGUACCCCUGAUGUGGCCCAAGUUUCCUCUGGGGGGUUGACGACAAAUAGGGUGUAUGGGGGAGGUGGGGUUGCAGGGGGGCAUGUAGGGCAGGGAGGGGAGGGAAGGGAGGGAGGGGAGGGAGAGCAGGGAUGGGAGAGAGGGGAGGGAGGGCAGGGAGGGGAGAGAGGGGAGAGAUGGGAGGGAGGGCAGGGAAAGGGUGCUGAUGCUGCGGCUGAUGCUGCGGCUGCUCCUCCUGCCGCUGCUGCUUCUGCUGCUGCUGCUGCUGCCGCUGCCGCUGCGACUACUGCUGAGGGAAGGGAUGCGAUUGGCAGUAACGGGUGGAAGAUUGGCAAUGAUGCUGGGCUGAGGCUUAUAGAGGAGGAGGCAGGGGGGUGGGUGGAUGUGAUUGUACCGGAGCAAUCAGGAGGAGUGAUUGAAGGCGAGGUUGACUAUAACAAAGGAUGGACCUGGAUGGAAGUGGAGAGCGGCGGGGAGAAGCACGUGGGAUAUAGUCACCUUCAGAAAGGCGAGCGAUGCCCCAGCAGCAACAGAUGGAGUGGUGAGGGUGCCAAGACUGGUGGCAGCAGCAGCAACACCUCUAGCCAAUCACACAUGCAUCCUCACCCCCUUUACAGUCACCUUGACAGCAACAGAUGGAGUCGUGAGGGUGCCAAGACUGCUGGCGGCAGCAACACCUCUGGCCAAUUUCACGCACAUCUUCACCCCCCUUAUAGUCACCUCGACAGCAACAGAUCGAGUCGGGAGGGUGCCAAGACUGGUGGUAGAAGCAGAAGCGGCGCCCACCAAUCGCAUCACGCCACGUGGCUUGAAGAUAUUUCCGGGCAGCUGGUUCCAGACCACGUUUCCUUGGUCCCCCCCUCGUCUCUCCAAAACACUCCCUCCUGCUGCUCUUCCUCCUCCUCUCUCCCUAGUGCCACGCACCGUGCUCCCUCCUCCUCUCCCUCCCCCUCCUCUCCCUCCCAUUCCUCUCCCUCCCCCUCUUCUCCUCUCCCCUCUACUCCCUUCACCUCUCGCCCCGGCCAUAAGCCCUCCUCUCUCCCAGCCUCCUAUCCCCCCUCUGAGGCCCGGAUCCUUCUCAGAAACUGCUCGCUCGUCUGCAGACUGAGCUCUGGCCGGCAUAUCUUGUCAAGUAGUGCUGCUAUUAGCAGUGGCUUGUGUGCUGGUCUUUGUGCUGCUCCUGGUGCUACUGCUGGUGCUGGUGCUGGUUCUGGUGGGACGGAGUCAGCACAGGUUGCUGCUGAGUCGGCACAGGGUGCCGCUGAGUCAGCACAGGGUGCCGCAGCAAGGCUCCGAUUGGAAGGCCCGUGCAUGGAGGUGAUUUUGCGAGGAGUGGACGUUCAAAUAGACAAGUUUCAGCCAGACAGGCUGCAACCAGACAGGCUGCAACCAGACAGGCUGCAAGGCUUGCAGCAGGGACAGCAGGGGCUAGGGCAGGGGCAGAAUGGGCAGGGGCAGCAGCAGGGGGGCAGGCGGUGGGCGCGGGUGGGAGGGGCGUAUGGGAGGGAGGCAGCAGAUGUGCGAUCCAAGGCUCUGCGGUUGCUGCUGGAUGCUGUCAGACCCAAUCCAACGGUGGAGAUUGACGAAUUCAGGCUCUCAGUGGCUCUGCUGCCAAUCCGCCUCUGUAUCGACCAGAAUCACAUCGAGUUCCUCUCACGCUUCUUCACCACACCAAUCCCUCCUCCGACUGGUGAUGUUACCGGGAAUCACGGUGCUGCUACAACCAGUGUUGCUACAGCUGGCGCUGCUACAGCUAAUAUUGGCGCCUCUGAAGCCCCAGCGGCGGCAACAGCAGCGGCGGUGGCUGAUGCAGAGCUCUUGCGGGAUGCCCUGCUGCCAUUCUUCCAGGUGUGUGAGAUUCGGGCCUUUUCCAUCCUGAUCGACUAUGUGCCGCAUCGCUUGGAUCUAUCGGCCCUUUCUGCUGGCAAUUACGCUCACCUGCUCAACCUCAUCUCAUGGAAGGGCGUUGAAAUCGACUUCACAAAAGCAAGGGUGGUGGGCGUGCAGGGGUGGGACGGGCUAGGGGGGGCGCUCAUCAGCCAAUGGGCGGAGGACAUCUGUCGGCGCCAGCUGCAUCGGGUGGUGAAGGCAGCAGGGCCUGUCAGCCCCCUGUGGGCGCUGGGUGCAGCUUCUAUACAGCUAGUGCUGCUGCCGGUUCAGGAGUACAGGCAGAACAAGAGGCUCAUGCGAGGAGUGAAGAGAGGUGCCAUCUUUUUCCUUCAAUCUCUCUCCCACGAGUUGCUGGGCGUGGGAGUGACAGUCGCAGCCGGCACACACCACCUGCUGCACGCAGCAGAGCUCGCCCUCGCUGCUACAGCCAGCGCUACAAACGCUGGUACAAAUGCUACAGCUGGUCCAGCUGCUCUUGCUACAUCAGCUGCAGGUGUUACAGCCGCUACAGCCAGUAAUCGUCCUCCCUCCACAAAUCCCCUUUCCUCUUCUUCCACUCCCUCUGCACCCUGCACUUUCUCUUCCUCCUCUUGCUCCUCCUCCUCUCGUUCGUUCUCUUUCUACUCCUCCUCAACUUCCUCACCAUCCGCCCGUGCAAGCAGCAGCCGCCGAGAUAAGACACCCUGUGACUGGCGGGAGCUUGGGGAGCAUGGAAGCUUCGAGGAAGGCUCACACUGGGUCACUUUGUUUGCUGACAGUGGCAGCGGCAGCAGCAGCGGCAGCGGCAGCAGCAGCAGCGGCGAUGGCGGUGGCUGUGGCAGCAGCAGCGGUAUUGGCGGUGGCUUUGGCAGUGGUAUUGGCAGUGGCAGUGGCUGUUCUUCUGUAGGAGCCUUGGCAGCAGCUCAAGAGGUGCUGAACCGUAGUGUGGAAAGAAGCCUGUCCUCGUUAUUAGGUGCUCCGCUAAGGAAGUGGAGGCGAGGGGACGGAAUGCCUGCAGUGGCAGCAGCGGUGAUGAAAGGCAUCCCAGCAGCAGCCAUGGCUCCUGUGGUUGGGGCUGCUGAAGCUCUGGAGGAGACACUUAGAGGGGUGAAACGCAC